AUGGUUAAUAUGGAAAGUCCUUUAAGGGUAGAUUUAAGAAAUCAAAGAGUCAAACAGACUACAAGAGAAAAAUGUACAGUUGUUGAUCAGCAUACUCAAACAGAUUUAACAUUUCCUCCAGAACUACCACCAGAUCUCAAAGCUAUUUUAUCUAGAUAUUGUUUAUUCGGAAACACAGAUUCAGAUUCGACUGAUAGCAAUGAAAGCGAUCUUAUCAAUUUUUCAGGAAGUAGAAAAAAAUUAUUCAUUCGUAAUUUUAAUUGUGUUACUCCAAAUCAAAAGAAAGACAAUGGUGGAUGUUUUUCUCCCUUAAGAACUUCAGCUUUAUCUUCUCCAGAGCUAUCACCUGUAAGUGACUCAUCUGCAAUGGACAUUUCCGUCAGAAGUAUUAAUACUACUAAAUUAGAUUUUUCUAAUGAUGUAUCCAUGAGCGAAAAAGAAAAUUUAUUAUCUAAUGAAUGGAAUUUUAAAGAAAGUUCUACUCCGAGAGUAUUAUCAAAACCAUCAGACAUUGCUUUCUAA
Messenger RNA from Pediculus humanus corporis (human body louse), 522 nucleotides. RefSeq lists its product as uncharacterized. The transcript is spliced from 2 exons. Bases 1 to 522 code for a protein of 173 amino acids. The record is from RefSeq and is a predicted model, not a curated record. Lineage: Eukaryota; Metazoa; Arthropoda; Insecta; Psocodea; Pediculidae.